GGCUGCAUUAUGAUCAUGUUUUGACAGAGCUCGGCCUGACACAUAACUGCUUGCAAGUGAAUUUUCCUCAGAACACAUUGUCAAUGACUUGAAAAGCAGCCAUGGUUUUAAUUCCUUCCAACUGUGAGCCACAGAGUAAUUCCUCUUAUUGCUAGGUUCCUUUACUCAUGCCAUAGGGAGGUCCUCUAGCUCUGUAAAUGGAUUAGGUGAACAGCACUUAACUGUUAAGCCACUUGCAUUGCACUUGCACUUCAACCAUGGAGAUACUAUGCUUCAGUACAUACUGGUUUAGUUUGCCAUUGUAGACAUCAGAGGAAACCAUGCAGAUGUUAUAGAUGUUAAAAAUGCAGAUGUAGACAAGAAGGAAAGGGGAUUAUUGACAAUCGUCUUCUAUCAGGGCAUUGUGAAGAUAGGCACCAAUGCAGACCACUUCAUCAACCAUGACUCAAGCACCGUUGAAGAACGAUGCAAACCAGCAGGGCUGGAAUGAGAUCCAGGAGUUACUCCAGCAGACCCAGCAGGAAAACAACUUCAUGAGACAACAGAUGGAGAUCCUGCGCCAUGAGAACCGCAUCCUCAAAGAUCGCAUGAAGAGCAUCGAUUCAGAGACACAGGCCUCCAAAACGGACAGCGAGAAGGCAAUUCUUCUGGGAUUGGAAGGUAGCUCCAGUCUGGAGGAACGUGUACAGGGUGCUGGAGCAGAAGGUGUAGAGGAAGCUUCCACAAGGGAUUCAUCGUACAUCAUAGCAGAUAAUAAUGCAGAGCUUGUUUUACCAGGCUUUCCAUCAUCAUCAUCAGAUGGAUCAGUGGUUCUUCCUGAUGAGCCAUCAAACAUGUCUGAUGGCAAUUGGGAUAUUCUGAGCAGUGAUGGAGAAGGAUCAAUGGCAAACCUACAUGACAGGAUCCUUCAGAUGGAGGAAAACCAUUACACUGUCAAUGAGGAGUUGCAAGCAACACUUCAAGAACUCAAAGACCUUCAGGAUCAGGUGACAGACCUCACUUUAGACACAGAUAAGCUUGGUGAGGAGAAGUCAAUUAUCAUAGAAGCAUUAUACAGACAAAUGUCAAAAACAGAGAAACUGAAUAUGGUAAUACAACACUUCAAAGCUAUAUGUGAUGAGCACAAAAUAGAAUAUGAUUUAGAGGAAUUAAAUGAAUGUGUGCCUUCUCCAAGAACUGCUGUGUCAGACCAAGCUACAGGGAUGGCCAGAAGCAAAGAAGAGCAGGAGAAACUGACUGAUCUCCUAAAGGAACACAAUAAUGAGAUUCAGUCAGAAGUUGAGAAGCUCAAAUACCAACUCUUGGAAAUGGAGAGCAUGCUUAGAAGUGCCCUGGCUGCAAGGCAAUCACUUGAACAAGAAAUAACUGUAUUUAAGGGAAAGUUAUCAAGUUUGGAAGUUGAGCGAGAGAAGGGGGAUACUCUUUUGAGGGCUGAAAAGGACAAACUGAAUCAGCUUUUUCGGUAUUCAGAUCCAAAGGGUAGCUUAAACCUUCCCCAGUUGUUGGAAGAUGCAAGACUUAAAAAGGACACAGCAGAAUCUAGGUGUGAAGAGCUUGCACGUGCCUUGGAAGAAAGCAAUAACCAUGCUGAGAAACUUCAAGAAGAGCUUGAGAGAAUAGAGGAUGAGUAUGAAUCAAGUAAGAAUCAGUUUGAAGAACAGGUUGAGAGGUAUCAGGCAAUGAUUCGUGAGUUUGACUCUGAGAAGGCAGAACUAGAAACAGAGGUUAUAAAUCUCAAGGAAACAGUGAUAGAGUUGGAGGAGACUGUUGAGCGGCAAGAAUAUGACAAGCAGCAGCAUUUAAGCACUAUUGCUGACCUGAACCAAGCAGUACAGACAUUGCGAGAAGAGAAGCAAAAUAUUGGUAGGGAUCUAGUCGACUUGAAGCGUACAAGCGCUCGUGAUUCAGAAGAAUGGGUGCAGUUCCAGCGGGAUUUGCAGAAGGCUGUGGUGAUUGCCAACGAUUAUCGCAAUGAAGCUCAGAAUGAGGUGAAAAUGCUAGAGAAGGACAAAGCAGAGCUUCGCGACCAGAUCAAAAGCUUAUCCGCUGAAGUGGAGAGACUGCGUAAGAUUGAAAGGAUGCAUAAACCUCCAACCCCAACCACUCCUGCCCCUCCCCGGAACACUCCUACAGAGAACGAGAUCCGCCAGAGGAUGCAAGCUAUUAUGAAAUCAUCAGAAAAGGACAUUGUCCGCGGGAGCACUUCUCGUAAAACUCUCAGCAAUGGGAAGGUCUCUGUGAAGAAUAUUAUUAAGAACCUUGAAAGCAAUGCUGGUGCAGAUGUGCCAAAGACUCCAGCAAGCCCUACCUCUCCUGUUUCAAUGAAUUUCUCCAACACCAGGCCUCCAAUGGAGAGGAGGAACACAACAAUAGCAAUAACUAAGAGCAUGAACUCUAAACCUCAGUACACCCGAAGAGCUACUACCACCAUCAUCUCUACACAUGAUGCUCAGAAGCUGUCUAUGAGUUCCUCCAAUCGAUCAAUUGAUGACAGCAUGAUAGGGCGCUCCAGGUCACAACCAGGGAAUCGUAAUGAAGCCCGGCAGAUGAUUGGAGAUGCCCUUUCCAGGAAUAGAGAAUUUUCAACUAGACGGUCUAUGAGCAGAGAUAACAGCGAGUCCCCUACCUCAAGAAGAGCUAAAUCACUCUGCAAUGAACCCAUCUCAUCUGGGCGCAGAUCAUCAUCAUCAUCUUUAAGGGACUGUGAUUCACCCACUCCAAGAGACUCGGUAGGCAACCAGUCACCAACUGCCAAGAAGACAACGGAUGGUAUAGAUAAGAAAGACCCUUUGUCUAUGUUAGUCAAGUCAGAAGGAGGUGGUUCCAAGAGGAAUGCCUUACUCAAAUGGUGCCAGGCUAGGGCACAUGGUUAUAAGGGUGUAGAAGUGACGAACUUCAGUAGCAGUUGGAAUGAUGGUCUUGCCUUCUGUGCUAUUAUACACAGCUACAUGCCUGAAGCAAUACCAUGGAAUGAACUCAACAAUCAAGACAAGAAAAGGAACUUUACUGUGGCCUUCAAAGCGGGAGAGUCAAUAGGGAUAUCAUCCAUGUUGGACAUUGAUGACAUGGUAAAGUUAGAGAGGCCAGACUGGAAGUCUGUCAUGACUUAUGUCACAGCCCUGUACAAGUAUUUUGAGACGUAGUCAUGCUGUAUAGUAGAAGAAAGGAUCACCAGUCUGUUCAUGACAUCCGUAGCCUUUGAUUUCAUGUUCAUAAAGGUUCUUGAAUAUAGGCUUCCAGUACUGUACUGAUGGUGAAUAUUCAGACCCAUUCUCUGUGAUAAAAAAAUUGAUACCAACACAAUCACUUAGUGGCAAAUUGCCAUAUUAAGGAUAUGAGCAAGAUCACUGCAUUGUCCUCAGAAAGGAUACCAGUCUGUCAUGACAGAGUCGCAGCAUUAUGACAACGUCCUGAAGAAGCACAAAUAAUGGUCAGCCAUUCACCAUGAUCAUCGCAGCAUUAUGUAGAUUUGCAGAAACAGGGUUCUGAGCUCCGUAACGCAAAGAUAAGCGAUCAAUCGCUGUAUGAAAUAGCCUAUCAAGAUCUUUAUUGCAUGCGCAUUUUGCUCAGUAGACUGAAUAGGAACCAAUCAGAAUUGCUCUUUCAUAUUAGCGAUUAAUCGCUAACCUUUGUGUUACGGGCCCCAGGUGUAUUUAAAGGCAACAACUAAAAUUGAAACCCAAGUCCGUAUUAAGGGCUUAUAAAAGGUUAAAAAUGGAGUUGUGUGUUAUUUUUCUUGGUUGUAAUCAUAUGCAAGAAUAAUGCAUCAGGCCCAAUAAACUUAUUUAGUUUGAUAUGUUAUUACAGUACAUGUGUUAUUACAUUUGUUUAAAACCAAAAUGUCCAGAGAUGCUGUAUUGGAUUGAACCUGGUGAAAGCAGGCAGCUUUAUCAUACAAAUAAUCUGUAUAUGACAUAUUUAUUUGUUCUGUGGUAUUAGUAUCUGGUACAAUAGUUUUGGAAGAAGAUAAUUUUCCGUAUCACAUCUGAGCAACUCCAUAGAUACAUCCUACCCCCUAUAUACAGGGCCUUCCUGAAACAAACUUUGUUCAGGAACUUUGUGCAUAAUAAGAAAAGAUGUAAUGCUCUUCAAUAAUCAUGGCUUGAUUUGUUCAUGGAUUGAAGUAAAAUUGAGCCAAAUAGGUGUCAGACAUACUAAAACAGUUAUUUUUUUUGGGAUUGCCCAUCUUCUUUGUCAAUUUUCCUUUGUCUUUUAUGUCAGCAAAACAAAAGAAAAAAAAUCCUUCUGUAGCAGUGAUGUAUGUUGUAUCUAGCUAUAGUUUAUAGGUUUCUGAGGAACAGGGAACUUUAUUUCAUGAAUGAAUAUAAUUACCAUAUCAGUGGUAUGUCAUGUAUUGUCUCAAGUGACCCAAGUAUCGUGUUUUUUUUCCCAGAUAUUAGUUGUUAUGACACAACAGGUAAUUAAGGCUGAAGUCUGUUGAUGUAGUUGUGUCCUUAUGGAGAAUAGAGUGUAGAAGUAUGUAUUCAUUGACUUUUUAAUGGAUUUUUGUCUGUAGAGAGAAUUCAUAGAGGGAAUUAAUAAAGGGGGUUUGAACCAUUGAUGCAAAAUUUCAAAUCAAUGUGAGCAUUACUAAUAAUCAUUUAAACACAAGUUUCUGGAAAGAUGAUUUGCAUUGGUAUAGCAUUCUAUGCAAAAGUAUGCUUGGGAAAAAAAGAACUAUGGAUGAGUGAUAAGACCAUAGUUUGAACUUGACCUUUUUUUGUGAAUACAGCCUUCAUGUUUGACCCAUCACCAGAGUUUAUUGUAAAUGUAUUUGAAAGAAAGUGUAUUCAAUUUUCAUGUAAAUUCUGUGUAUUUGCUGCAUGGGGUUUCUCGGCAAAUCACUUUUUGUAUAAAAAUGUUAUUUAAAAUUUUGAUCUCCUACGUGUGCAUUGAAUUUGCUGGCCUGUUUUAAUCAUUACCUGUUAUAUUUUAUUUUGACUAUAGGAUUUGUACUUAGUCUGUGUGAUUUCGUUUUAGUCUUGAAUGCAUUUCCAAGAUUGAUGUUUAUGUAAAAGUUAUUCAUAUUUAUUUAUCGUAUUAUUCUGGUGUGUUGUGACAUUGUUUAAAAUUUUCAGCCUCAUUUUGGAUCCUACCAACAAGGCCUGCAACUGCACAGUUUUGAUUAGAACUUACAUUAUCAAGAUAGAGGCUGCUAUGUCAGACAAACUGAAGUAUUAGUAGGAAAGGUAUACUUAGCCUUUUGACAAGGCCUCGCGACUUGGCUCUAUUCCUCGUCAAGUAGUGGCUGAGACGAAACUAGUGGCCGACGAAGAAAAUUGGUGAUACCCUUGUGAGCGCGAGAGCGAGCAAAUUUAUAAAGUCGCGAGGUCUUUAUGGAAUCUGGUGAAGACGUGAAUAUAUGAAUUAUUCAUGAACAUGCCGAUGCGCCAAUUGCACCAUCGGUGUCUAUGACGUCAUGGGACUGGGUUCAUUCGCUUCAGUGGCACAGGGUCAUACAGGGUUCAUUGAUGUGAACAAUGCGCUCGCUGAUUGGCCGCUACAUUUCGGGUAGCGAUUCCGAUUCGGAAACAAUGGUUAACAUAAAAAAUCAAAAUCAGGUUCCUUAAGGCUCGAAAAUCCUCGCACUCUCUGCUUUUGUGAAUAAUGUUUUCUCCAGUCAGUAGGUAGAUGUAUGUGAUAUAUAUAUUACAACAGACACAGGGCCUUGUUUAAAGGCUAAGUUAUAAUAGAAGUAUUAACUUUUUAACACAGACUGGAACAGUCUCCUACAGCAGCAGUGCUAUUUUAUAGGGUAGGUAUUCUGUAUGUUUGUAUAUUACAGCACAAAUUAUUUUUUUUUACAAAUUUAGGUUUCAAGCUCUUCAUUUACCAUAAUUGAGUGUGCUCCUUGUGUCGAUCAGUUAUUUAUUUUGUUAUUUUAAUCCGUUGAAGUCUAAGCCUGCAUAUAUGAAGGCUGGAGUCUAUGGAAAACAUGUGUUAUAACAAGAUCAUGCAGUCUCCAAUGGGUUAAAGACCGGGGUAAAAAAUACCCCUUUUCAUUUUUCUUUAUGUCUUACCAAACUCCUAUCUUCCAGAUAAUUCCUUCUUUUUAUCAUUCCACUUUUGAGAGAUUUGCAUUCCCUCAUUUGAAAUGUUUAUUUUAUGCACUUCCAUUUCCAGGACAAAGAAUUUUGAAGAAAAAAAAAACACCCACACAUUCCUUCAUAUGUGUCUCAAUCUAAUCUUUUCUCCUUUUUAGUUUUCUCAAACAAAUUAGUUGGAUUUCUUUGCUAUAUUAGCUCUAUGAUUGGGUCUGGGAUAAACCAUUUAUGUGUAAAGUACUUGGUACUCUUGACUCUUUGUUUGAUUUGUAUAUAAAGUCAGUUUUCAAAACAAAUUUAGUAAACACCAUAUAACAGUUAUAUAAAGAAGCCAGUUUAUGAAAAAACAAAAUACUUGAAGUCUCAUGGGAAUAAUUGACUUAUUGAUGGUUUACUUAUAAAUACAGAGGUAAUAACUGAUGUGCUUGUAGUUAUAGAAAUUUUUAUUUAAAAACAUAUUUAAAUGAGAAAAUGUUGACAUUUCAGGCUGCCUAGUGUAUUCUCUACUGCCUCAAACUAUUGAAAGUAGUUUCAUUUAACAAUUAGUUUUGGUUUAUAACUUGUGUCUGAUUUACUUUUAAGCAUUGCUGGUUCAAAUAUAUCUCGCUGAUCUUGGAUUUUAGAAAGCAAUAUUUCUUCAAAAGCAGUCUAUCACAAUGUAUUACAGUGUAUUAAAUUGUGUCAUGAAGCAUCUGUCUGCCUGUACAUGAAUGUGUGUUUCAACUUUGUGUUGUUCAGAAAGUUUAGGUUUCAUCCGUGUGUGACAUAGAUUUGUAAUAAGUUGAAAAAAAUGCCUAUGCAAAGUUUGUAAGUGUAUUCCAUGCAUUAACAACAGAGGGCAGUACUUGUCCAGUGUUUGUGACUUGAGCACGACUAUUGCCUUGUUAUCACAUACUCUCCAGUAUGUAUAGUGGAUAGUGCCUGUUAUAAUCGUCAUCAUACAUAUAAAGAAUGUAUGUAUUUGUCAUCCAGAGUAAGUGGGGCUUUGUUAAUUGGGGUUUGAUUCUUCUUUCUUUAAGCGAGAUUCUAUCGGUCUUAAUUGUGAGCAAUAAUUUUUAGAGAAGUCACAGAAAGUCGAGGUGAACUUUAACCAUAUAUCAUGGAUCUAAAACUAAAUGAUAAGCAGUAUAGUGCUAAAGCUGUUUCUCCCACUCUCUCUCUCUUUGUGUCCCCCCUCCUAUAUUCUCCCUCUAUUUCUCUUUAGAUGUAGUAACUAAGAACCAACUGCUUUUCUUUGUUUGACGUCACUGCCUGCUCUUAAUGAGUCUAUGCACUUGUUUGCACAAUUUUGUUCCUGAGAAGUGAUAAAUGUGUGUGAAGAGUAAUGCAGGUUUAUAAACCAUUUUUAAUCCUUGCAUAGCAAUGUUUCAAUCAAGAAUAUAAAGAAGUCACAAUGAUGUUGAUAUGAGGGUUAAAUCUUUAGAAGAGAAAAGCUUAUAUUGAGUUUAUAUUCAUUGAAAAAUACUAUGGUGAUUGUCAGCUGUGUCAACAUCAAUCAUUUGUCUAGAGUAAAUGUAAUAAUUUCAGCUUCCAUGUAAUGUAAGUAUGUAUUUGACAAAGCUUUCUGGCUGAAAUUGUGUGUAAAUUAUUUCCAAGAUUAUUUUAAGUUUCCCUUUGACAGGUUUACAGAUGUGAAGUAUACUUAUUACACUAUCAAUGUAUGAAUAAGAUUAAGAAUAAAUUCCUAUGUCUUUCCAACUAAUUUAUUCUACUUCUUAUCCAGAUAUUAAUUAACUACUGAAUCUCAUGUACACAUUGAAUUACCAAGUGUAUUAUAUAUUCAAUAAAAAUAUGUACAUAUUUUCUCAUACCAGUCACUUGACUCACUAUUAGAACAAUAGAUUUGAUUCACUUAAUCUAUUGUUCUCUGGUUUUAAUAGGUAAUACUUUAUAGUGAGUCAAAGAAUUGUUACUGAUAGUGUAAUGCAAUCACUGCUAAUUUUUAUUCACAAGUAUUUAUAUACUGGUAGUUGUAAAGCACACAUUAUUCACUAUGUCUCCUUGAUGAAAGUGAUUUGAUAAUAUUUAACAGAAAAAUAAUUGAGUAUAACUUGUAUUCAUAUUUAUAUCAUAAAUGAAUAUAGACCUUAAAAGCAUGUGCUGUCUUCACAAUUCUAUCAAGUAGCAGCACAUUGUAUGGCAAAGUGUGUUACCAGGGUUGGUGUUUUUUUUUUGCUGCAGCAUAGUAUUACUUUGGCGAGUAAACUUCAUUUAGUGAAUUUUAAUUUUUUAAGUUUGAUAGAUAAACUUCUAUUUCAUGUAAUUCAGUACAAAACAACACUAUUUUAUUUUCAGUUGUGGACAAGGGAAAUUUCCAAUAUUGUCGUCUGUGAUUUAUUCCACAACAUAUGUGCAAAAGCAUAUUAGAUAUCACAUUCCAGUUUAAGUUUCUAAUUGUUUUUUUUACAAAAACAUUUAAACUAUUCCAAACUCUUAUUUGCACUCCUGACCAAAUCAACAUAUCUGUGAACGUUAUUUGUAAUUGAUUCCAUGUUAUUUGCUCCUGCAACCUUUGCAGCCUCCUACAGGAAAGAACCAAAUAUGACCCCUGAACUCUAAUCCUCACAUUGCUCUGAACCAAAAACCCUACCACAAUCCUAAUUCUAUAUAUUAAGAGAAAUUAGCGAUUAGCGAUAAGCAAUUGUUGCAAGAGAAAAUGUUCCAUUACUUUGUAUGUCACAUAUUUUUUGCCAUUCCUUUAAGUGAUAAUGUAUGUGUUUUGAGUUUCUAUAGAUGUGUGUGUCAACCAGAUGUGAUUGUUUAUUAAAUCUGGAAUUGACCAUUAAUGUAUUUCCCUAGAUUGGUACCAUGACAUUCUAUUUCUUUUUGUAAAUCAUGUAAUAUUUGCUGCAAGAGAUGCCCCCAUAAAAAAUAGAACUAUGGCUGGCACAAUUAUUGUAUUAGAGUAUCUGCAAGAAUUGUCUUUUUUGCUCUUUCCCCAAAGAAGAAUAUGACCACUUUAGAAGAGCCCCUUGGGUGCAUGUUAAGUUUUGUUAUGCAAUAAUGCAAGGAAUUUCAUUAACAAUUUGAUAACAAAAAAGUGGGUAAAUAAAGCAGUGUAGAUAUGUUAAUAUUGUAUCUGUGAAAUGGUGAAUAGUUAACAGCAAAUGGCCCAUCACUUACAUUUUGUUUUAACUGUACAAUAAAGUGGCAUUCUUCCUUUUUAAAAUUAAAGCACAAGUUAACAUUCAGGGUCGUUGGUGUUUUGCUAUGCUGUAUAUCUGUAAUUAAUAAUUGCAGAGGGAUUAAAUUUGCCUGCAAAAGCUGUUUUGAAGAUUAAACUUGUUUGUUGAUAGUGGUGUAUUGCUUAUUGUAUGCAAAAAUAUAUGGCGAGAAGAUUCCAUAACAAAAUAAAUAGAUUGGAAUAUCAAA
This is a messenger RNA of Lytechinus pictus (painted urchin), 9416 nucleotides long. RefSeq names its product cytospin-A-like. The record is from RefSeq and is a predicted model, not a curated record. Gene Ontology annotation, cellular component: microtubule organizing center; filamentous actin. Gene Ontology annotation, biological process: actin cytoskeleton organization. Bases 420 to 3143 code for a protein of 907 amino acids. The transcript is spliced from 6 exons. NCBI's taxonomy places the organism in Eukaryota, Metazoa, Echinodermata, Echinoidea, Temnopleuroida, Toxopneustidae. Gene Ontology annotation, molecular function: protein binding.